CGCCCACUACCUAGCACCUUCAAGUACAAUAUCAUACUCAGCUCAUUACCAAUGGCUUCCCUUCAAAACACCAACUUCGACAGCCAAAUUCCUGCCGAGCUGCUCAUUGCUAGCAUUACGCAAAUCCAUGGUGCCAUAUCCAAGCUUGACUCAUUAAGACCUUCCAAGCAAGUGAAUGGCCUCUUCUCUCACCUUGUCAAAUUAUGUAUCCUCCCUUCUUCUAUAGACAUCACUUCCUUGCCGGAAGAAGCCCAAGAAAUGCGCAAAAGCCUCAUUGUUCUCUGCGGCCGAGCUGAAGGUCUGUUGGAGCUUGAGUUCGCAACAUUCUUGAUCAAAAUCCCUCAACCUUUAGCCAACGUUAAUCUGUUUCCUUACUAUGCCAACUAUGUCAAGCUUGCUAACUUGGAAUAUAGCAUUCUAAGCGAAAAUGGAAUCGUCCAACCUAAGAAGGUGGCUUUUGUAGGAUCAGGUCCAAUGCCUCUGACCUCAAUUGUAAUGGCUACCCAUCACUUGAGAUCCACUCACUUCGACAAUUUUGAUAUCGACGAGGCUGCUAAUGAUGUGGCUCGCAAGAUUGUGGGUUCUGAUAGUGAUCUAGAGAAGAGAAUGAAGUUUGAAACAUGUGAUGUAAUGGAAGUGAAAGAGAAGCUAAGAGAAUAUGACUGCAUAUUCCUGGCAGCUUUGGUUGGGAUGAGCAAAGAAGAGAAAGUGAAGAUUCUUGGACAUGUAAGGAAAUAUAUGAAGGAAGGAGGGAUUUUGCUGGUGAGAAGUGCAAAUGGUGCAAGAGCUUUUCUUUACCCUGUUAUUGAUGACAAAGACUUGGUUGGUUUUGAUGUUCUCUCCAUUUUCCACCCCACUAACGAUGUGAUCAACUCAGUCGUUCUUGCAAGGAAGCCAAGCUUUUGAAGUUUCAAUUAUAGGGAUUAUGACUAGUGUGGUUUCUCUUUUCUUGCAGCCAGUUGAUGAAGAUAACCAGCUAGAGAGAUACUAGCUCUAGUUUUAUAAUUCAUCCUCAUUGAUAAUAUGUCGGAGCUUGUGUUGUUUUUUUGUUUGUUCUUUUUUACUUCUUCCAUUUAUUGUUUUUUGGCUUUUCACUUGUCAUUUUAAAUUUUCUUGGGAGUAUUAUAUAUUGGUGAUUGAUACUAUAAGAAGUGAUUACCUAAAUUUGGGGAUUUAGAUGAGUUGAUCUGGCUUAUAAGCUGCUUGUAAUUAACUUUUGAAUUAUUUCAUAUUAAAUUUGAAUUACUACUAACUAGGUUGUCAACAUGCUUUUGUGAUAAUUUUCGAAUCUCAUAAAAUAAUUAAAUGUUUACUAUUUUGUCAUAUGUUAUUUUAUUUUAUACUUCAAUAGAUUUAGUGUUAAUCUUAUUCAACUUUAUUUUGUAGAUUUUAAAAAGAAAAUUCUAUAUAAGAGAUAAAUUUAUCAAAGUUGAGCUCAAGUAGUCCAUAAAAUUGAGUU
Messenger RNA from Ricinus communis (castor bean), 1459 nucleotides. Its product is annotated as nicotianamine synthase. The record is from RefSeq and is a predicted model, not a curated record. Lineage: Eukaryota; Viridiplantae; Streptophyta; Magnoliopsida; Malpighiales; Euphorbiaceae. Gene Ontology annotation, molecular function: nicotianamine synthase activity. The transcript has a single exon. The coding region runs from base 52 to 906 and encodes 284 amino acids. Gene Ontology annotation, biological process: nicotianamine biosynthetic process.